AGUCAAAGGGUAUUGUACCGGAAACCUUUUAGCAAGGAUAGCAGCUUCUGCGGAACUCGAUGACUACUCCACCCAAAUGACGGCGGACUAGAAAAUCUAGAUUUCGCCUCCACAAUUUCAAAGCCUACUGACGAGGCUUCACCAUGUUGAUUGGACUGUUUUUACCAGAACCAUCCUCCGGCUGAUUUCCCUUUCUGCAGUUCGCGGGACCGAACCACCUUUCGUCGCAGCUUUUCUGCUGGACAUUCGUUCUUUGGAACCGUAAAGUUGCGAUAUUGGCAAUUGGAACAGAUCCAUUCCUUUACCCUUCGAUUAAAGUACUUGGAUGAAUCGCAGUUUUCACAGGCCCACCAACCACGUCCUCCUCGGAAAUUGUUCGGGACAUCAGGUUCUGUCACGGUGCCAUGGCGGAUCUCUUCUGGUCGCGGUGGCACAGAGCUUGCCUGAUCCUUAGUAGCCUGAGCUUCUAGCUUGGCAGCAGAGGGAAGGGGGGUGGACAUGUUCAACUCGAAGCACAAAAGGAGGAGACCCUCAAGUCGGCUGAGGGGCGGUAGAUGUUGCAGACCACUUGACUGAUCGAGAGUUGCGAUGUGAUGACCGUGUUUUGUGGGUGACAGGCCAGUCGUCCAUCCCUUCUCAUACCCCACCAAGCGGUACCGGUACACGUACCGGUUUUAUAUUAGCGACCGUGACCCCGGCGCCAACGCUCUUUUGCCACUUUCUAGCCUCGCCAUGGAGCCGGCACCAAUUUUCCUCCGUCGACGGCGAUCCAUCGACUUGCCCAAAUAUUACAGCUGUUAGCAUGUUAGCACGCAAACAAUCUCCCCAUCUAGAUAAUAUCUUUGCUACUUGUAGAGCACGAAUUCCAGAGGUACCGUAGUAUACAUAGUGCAGGCAAGCAUUCAGAAGAAACUUUUCAUGGAUUGUUGAAGAUGGUUCGUUUCUUGCAACAACACAAAAACAAUCAGAAGACUGAAAAGCCCAUGACAUCCGCAUUGAUAUUCUUGGCAAUUCUAUUGAGUGCGGGGAAUCUAAUGAUCAGCCAUGCGAAUCAGAUCAUGGAGCUCACUUUAGGGGGUGCUGCUUUGCAGCAUCUUGAUGAAGUUAGAACUAAUCAAACAACAGUCUUGGUUGGCAUCCAAUCGAAUAUCAAGGCGCACUAUGAGAGGGCAUCUGCUUUCUUGAAGGGAGCCUUUUCUAAAUCCUGCAAUGAGCACAGUCCAGAGGCUUUUCAGAACUACAGGGGAAAAAUAGAAGAAGUAGAUCAUGCCAACACUACUCAUUGGUGUGUCAUAUCCCCCUCCAAGAUGCCAAUUAAAGUGAAAUGGUUUGAUCAUUUCCCACACUGCAUGGAAGUGACCCUGCCAUGCUGGUCCUGGUUUCGAUCACAACAUGCUACUAAUGAUUGUGGAUUUGUCCUUGUGGGAGGUCUCAGAUUUGAUUUGCUGGGAAACAACACAUGGCAGAAUCAGCUUGUUACAAAACACAUGGGGUGUAAGGUUUGGCAUGUACCGAAUGAGCAAUCCAUAUCAAGCAAUGAAGGGGUUUUCCACAGCCCAAAUUUGAGAUUAUUGAGACCCACAUUUGGACGACGCCGAUACUUGCAUGAUCCUGAUGAUGCCCAAGCAUUGAGAAGAGUUGUGGGGGUGACUGAUGCUUGGGUGGAAUCACAGAAGGGUGGUGGGAAGCCACUUCAGAUUGGCAUCAUUCAGAGAACUAAUAAGAGAGUUGUGACCAAUAUGAAUGAUGUUGCCAAGGGCCUGCAACAAGCUCUGCCUGAAGCCAAUGUUACAAUAUCCACAUUUGGUUACCCAACAGUACUUGAACAGGCCAAAUGGUUUGCUUCCAAGCAUGUCAUUGUGGCCGUCCAUGGAGCUGCCCUUACCAAUUCAGUUUUUGCAACCAAGGGAACCUUUAUUCUUCAGCUGCAUCCUCCUGGCUUUUUUUGGACGUCGCUUGACCCCUUGAUUGAUCAGAGUGGUGCAAUUGCCCUUGAUUGGUACAAAGGAGAUCAUCCAGUGAUGGAAUCUCUCGAGGUCAUCAAGAAUCCUAAUCGAAAGAAUCAAAUGCAGCAUCAGGACUUUGAAGUUCCUGUUGAUGAGAUUGUUGACAUUGUGCUUGUAGCAUUGGACAAGAAGGAAGCUACUCCACUUAUGAUCAAGAAAUCUAGCAUUGGAUAAGAAAGAAGCCACUCCCUUUAUGAUGAAGCAAUCUAAAUUCUACUGUGCGCCCACAGAAGAAAUUCAACUGAUCCGUCGGGAGACACUGCAAGGUACGAGUACAGUACCUCAUGGAAAGAGUUGCCCAUGCAUACGCAGCAACGGCAGGACAGCAUCGUCAGCCUUAGUGAUCAUCGUCACAGGAAUGAGGUGCGAGCUACACGUGAGGCCCAAAGAACUCUAUGGUACCGCUAUGGUGUUGGCCAUUCAGUACCGACCGUAAUGUAGCCUAUGCUUCGGGCUGGAUAGAUCUAGCUUCUACAGCAAACAUAACGGUAGCGAAACUAACAAUCUUAGAUUCAAUCUUAGCAUA
Messenger RNA from Seminavis robusta, 2532 nucleotides. Lineage: Eukaryota; Bacillariophyta; Bacillariophyceae; Naviculales; Naviculaceae. The record is from the annotation of a GenBank genome assembly.